This is a messenger RNA of Saimiri boliviensis boliviensis (Bolivian squirrel monkey), 249 nucleotides long. RefSeq names its product small ribosomal subunit protein uS14-like. The record is from RefSeq and is a predicted model, not a curated record. Lineage: Eukaryota; Metazoa; Chordata; Mammalia; Primates; Cebidae. Gene Ontology annotation, molecular function: structural constituent of ribosome; RNA binding; zinc ion binding. Gene Ontology annotation, cellular component: cytosolic small ribosomal subunit; ribosome. Gene Ontology annotation, biological process: cytoplasmic translation.
GAGAGCAAGAUGGGUCACCAGCAGCUGUACUGGAGCCACCCUCGAAAAUUCGGCCAGGGCUCUCGCUCUUGUCGAGUAUGUUCAAACCGGCACGGUUUGAUCCGGAAAUAUGGUCUCAAUAUGUGCCGCCAGUGUUUCCAUCAGUACGCGAAGGAUAUAGGUUUCAUUAAGUUGGACAAAAUGAUCUUCAAAGGAUUAUCCAAGACAUCUACCGUGAAAAACCAUGAUAGUUCUUUGCACAUAAAGUAA